Messenger RNA from Hypomesus transpacificus, 3027 nucleotides. RefSeq names its product aldehyde dehydrogenase family 3 member A2-like. The transcript has 10 exons. Gene Ontology annotation, cellular component: cytoplasm. The record is from RefSeq and is a predicted model, not a curated record. Gene Ontology annotation, biological process: aldehyde metabolic process. The coding region runs from base 182 to 1726 and encodes 514 amino acids. Gene Ontology annotation, molecular function: aldehyde dehydrogenase (NAD+) activity. NCBI's taxonomy places the organism in Eukaryota, Metazoa, Chordata, Actinopteri, Osmeriformes, Osmeridae.
GAAUAAUGCAGCGCACGCACCGGUCGGUUAUGCUUUUAAGCGGAUGGUGAGGGACUAAUUACGCAAAGCUGCGAUACAUGACAGAGGGGUUUGUGGAAUGAAAAUUUGACGGCGUCACGCCAUACAAUACAACGUUUAACCGGACAGUAUUUCAAUCAUGCGUACUGUCUGCUGCUGAUAGAUGAACAUGGAGAGGCAGGCUCUGGAGUGUGCCAGGGAGGCAUUUAUCACUGGGAGGUCACGACCCCAAAAGUUUAGAGUUGAGCAGCUGAAAUCCCUUCUGAGGAUGAUUACAGACAGACAAGGGGAGAUCGCCACUGCCCUCAAACAAGACAUUAACAGGAGCCAGUACGAUACACCCCUCUUAGAGCUGAUAGGCUUAGAGAAUGAGAUCAUCCUGGCAAUGGGAAAACUCUCUGAGUGGGCGGCCCCACGGCCAAUGGAGAAGAGUAUCCUGACUCUCACUGACAAGGUGUACAUCCAGCCAGAGCCUCUGGGAGUGGUGCUCAUCAUUGGGGCCUGGAACUACCCCUGGGCUCUCACUCUGCAGCCCCUAAUAGGGGCCAUUGCUGCUGGCAACGCAGCUGUGGUGAAACCGUCUGAGCUGAGUGAGCAUUCCUCAGCUCUUCUCAGAGACCUGCUCCCCCAGUAUCUAGACCAGGAACUCUACCCUGUAGUAACAGGUGGAGUUUCAGAGACACAGGAGCUGCUGAAGCAACGUUUCGAUCACAUCUUCUACACGGGGAACAGCACUGUGGGUAAACUGGUGAUGCAGGCCGCCGCACACCACCUCACACCCGUCACUCUGGAGCUGGGGGGGAAGAGCCCCUGUUUCAUUGACAAGGACUGUGACCUCAGAGUUGCCUGCCGCCGUGUCACGUGGGGAAAGUUUAUGAACUGUGGUCAGACGUGCAUCGCUCCAGACUACGUCCUGUGUGAACCCAGCAUACAGAACAGAGUGGUGGAGGGCAUACGUCAAACAUUACUGGAAUUCUACGGUCCGGACCCCAAAUCCUCACCAGACUAUGGCCGCAUCAUCAACAGGCGCCACUUUAACAGAGUGAUGGGUCUGCUGGAGGGAUACACAGCCGCGGUGGGUGGGCAGAGUGACUCGUCACAGUGCUACAUCGCCCCCACUGUGGUGAAGGACGUCCCCCCUCAUGCCCGGAUCAUGCAGGAGGAGAUCUUCGGGCCCCUGCUGCCCAUCGUGCCUGUCAGCGACCUGGACGACGCUAUUCGCUUCAUCAACGAACGAGAGAAGUCUCUGGCACUCUAUGUCUUCUCAUGCGAUAAAAACACAAUUAAGAGGAUGCUAGCUGAGACGACCAGUGGAGGUGUGACAGUCAACGAUGUAAUGAUGCACUAUACUCUCAACUCUCUGCCCUUUGGGGGUGUGGGUAACAGUGGCAUGGGCCGUUACCAUGGCAAGCACACGUUCGAUCAGCUCAGUCACCACCGGGCAUGCCUAGUCAGAUCCCUGGGCAUGGAGGGCAUCAACGAGGCCCGGUACCCUCCUCAGAGCCGCGAGAGGGCGCGGAAGGCACGGUGCGCCUUGCGCAGCCCACUAAUUGACUUCUCUAAGCGUACCUUCGUGUGGGCUGUCACUGUGUCCAUCAUAGCGGUUGGCCUCUUAAUUGCCCUGGCGGUCAUCCUGUUUAUAGCUUCUGGUCUCAGCUGUACCUGUUGGUAUUGGCAGGGGUGGUCUCUGGGGAAAUCUCCUUGGUAAAUUCACUACUAUCAAAUUACACAGUAGACAGUACAUACUCAUGAACUGAUUCUCUUUUUCAAUGUAUUCUAUGUUAAACCGUUAACAAAUUAAGUAUUUUGCAGAUGACCAUGCAUUUUACAUAAUCUCUCUAAUGUUUUUGAACGAUGACAUUACUUUCAAAACCCAAUCUUGAAAUGCUAUUCAUGAUAUGACUCUUAGAUGUCAGAAUUUAACAAAGCUCUGAAAUGUAUAAAAUAACUGAAUUAAUUCAAUUUUAAAGUUUAUAAUAUUUUACAAUGCCAUUUUUAUUUAAUUUCUACAUUUCAGCUAGAUAUAUUACUUUCUACAUUCAUAUUUGUUUUCAAAUACAUAAUGCCUCUUCAGAGUGUGCUAUUGACUUGCAAUAUAAGUAUGCAACAAAGGUAAUGUUUUCAUGGAAAUGUAUGAUAAAAUAGGCUUGUUAGCUAGAGGCAAAACAUGUGUUGAAAAUGUGCCUUUCAGCAUUGCUUUUAUAAUCUCUCUCUCUCUCUCUCUCUCUCUCUCUCUCUCUCUCUCUCUCUCUCUCUCUCUCUCUCUCUCUCUGUUUGUGUCUCUUUCACUCACUCAAAUUCAAAUUCAAAAUGCUUUAUUGUCAUGAAUGUUCAGGUUACGUAAACAAUAUUGCCAAACAGACAACAAUGAAGGGACAACAUAAACAUUCUUUCUACAUAAAACAUCCAAUAUAAUGAUCCUUUGACCUUGAAAUACCAGGUGACUGCAGUAUCUGACAAUGCACUAGCACACAAUGACCAACAACCAUUCAUUCCUCAACAAGCCAACAGGCUGUUGGGCAUCACACAAGGGAGUAGCUACUUCUGAGGGUCCUUAAGGGAUUACAGGUUUAAACCAAUACCAAUUAGGGAUUGGUACUUUCCGUUGGUGGGAUGUGGGGAUUAUUUUCAGGGGGUAUCCACUAUAUAUUUUUGAAUGGUUGUGACUUUGAAGUAACAUUUUGAGGGUUGUAUUAUAUUUAGGAUAUUCUUUUUCAUAUAUAUAUGUGACACUGUGUAUUGAACGUACACACAUACACUACAAACUAAACAUUGUAUUGAUUUCUUUGUCAAUUAUUAUUGAUUUAUUUGCAUUAAACUUGUAAACCGAUGCUUGUCCAGCAGACAGUGGGCAGUGGGACUAGCAGCACUAGAUGGCAGUGUAGAGCUACGUAUACUCCUGGGUAAAGAUGAGAACCGUAUCAUGUUGUCAUUUAUAAUAGUGUGACCAAAUGAUGCUAAAGUGUUUUAUAAACAAUUUUGGAUGUCCUAAUUUCUUCAAAUAUUCAC